AUGACCAUGACCGCGACCCGAGCCCUCCUGCGCGUCCUGCUGCUCCUGCUGGCCUUCGGCCACCAUGCCCAUGGAGCUGAAUGCUUCCCGCCCUGCAACCGCCACUAUGGAGUGUGCACCGAGGACAAUGUCUGCAGGUGCCACCCCGGCUGGCAGGGACCCCAGUGCAAUGAGUGCAUGCCCUUUCCCGGCUGUGUCCACGGAUUCUGCAACGAGCCCUGGCAGUGCACUUGCAACGAGGGCUGGGACGGGCACUACUGCGACAUAGACAUGCGUGCUUGCACCUCGAACCCCUGCGCCAACAACGGCACCUGCACCACCAUGCAGAAGGGCCACUACCAGUGCACCUGUGCCCCUGGCUUCUCGGGCGAGAACUGCCAGAAGAAGGACGGGCCCUGCGAGGUCAACGGAUCCCCCUGCCAGCAUGGCGGCUCCUGCGUGGACGACGACGGCCAGGCCUCGUAUGCCUCCUGCGUGUGCCCGCCGGGCUUCUCGGGCAACUUCUGCGAGAUCGUGGUCAGCGGCUGUACCUCCAACCCGUGCGAGAACCAAGGCACCUGCACCGACAUUGGGGGCGACUUCCGGUGCCGCUGCCCCCCCGGCUUCGUGGACAAGACCUGCAGCCGCGCGGUAACCACCUGCGCCUCCGAGCCCUGCCUGAACGGGGGCACCUGCCUGCAGCACUCUCAGGUGAGGUUCGAGUGUCGGUGCAAGCCCCAGUUCACAGGCCCCCUCUGCGGCAAGAAGCGCGCGGCCAGCACCCAGCAAGGGCCCGGGCUGGCCUACCGCGUGACCCCCGGGGUGCACGAGCUGCCGGUGGGGCAGCCCGAGCACCACAUCCUCAAGGUGGCCAUGCGCGAGGUCAAAAAGGACACCCCGCUCCUCUCCGAGGGCCAGGCCAUCUGCUUCACCAUCCUGGGCGUGCUGACCGGCCUGGUGGUGCUGGGCACCGUGUGCGUCGUGUUUCUCAACAAGUGCGAGGCCUGGAUCGCCAACCUGCGCUACAACCGCAUGCUGAACAAGAAGAAGAAACUGCUGCUUCGCUACAGCAGCGGGGAGGACAUGGCGGUCAACAUCAUCUUCCCCGACAAGAUCGACAUGACCACCUUCAAGGAGGCUAGCGACGAGGAGAUCUAG
Molecule: messenger RNA, 1137 nt
Organism: Pipistrellus nathusii (Nathusius's pipistrelle)
Lineage: Eukaryota; Metazoa; Chordata; Mammalia; Chiroptera; Vespertilionidae
Source: the annotation of a GenBank genome assembly